This is a messenger RNA of Carya illinoinensis, 1039 nucleotides long. RefSeq names its product protein pleiotropic regulatory locus 1-like. Gene Ontology annotation, cellular component: catalytic step 2 spliceosome; Prp19 complex; precatalytic spliceosome. Gene Ontology annotation, biological process: mRNA splicing, via spliceosome. The record is from RefSeq and is a predicted model, not a curated record. Gene Ontology annotation, molecular function: protein binding. NCBI's taxonomy places the organism in Eukaryota, Viridiplantae, Streptophyta, Magnoliopsida, Fagales, Juglandaceae. Bases 22 to 594 code for a protein of 190 amino acids. The transcript has 8 exons.
UAUAAUUUAGAAAAACGCUGGAUGCAGUCGGGCCUUGCAAACGCCAUGCAAACGACGCUGACGUGGAAAAAAGUUUGGGAUAUUUGUAGCAAGGCACAGAUUUUUGCUCUAACUGGGCACGAUAACACCAUUUGCUCGGUGUUUACUCGACCUGUGGAUCCAAAGUUGUUACUGGCUCUCAUGACUCAACCAUCAAGUUUUGGGACCUCAGAUUCGCUUUUUCCAUAUGAACCGCAUAUAAACUGUUGCCUGGCAGGAAAAACAAUGCUUACUCUCACUCACCAUAAAAAGUUGGUGCGAGCAAUGGCACCGCAUCCUAAAGAGAAUUGUUUUACGUCUGCUUCAGCUGACAACAUUAAGAAAUUUAACCUCCCGAAAGGGGAAUUCUUACAUAACAUGCUCUCCCAACAAAAAACUAUAAUCAAUGCAAUGUGGCUAUCAAUGAGGUGGGUGUGUUGGCCACAGGAGGUGACAAUGGCAGUCUUUGGUUCUGGGAUUGGAAGAGUGAUCACAAUUUUCAGCAAGCCCAAACAAUUGUACAACCUGGCUCAUUGGAUAGUGAAGCUGGAAUCUAUGCUACAUGCUACGACUUAAUUGGUUCAAGGCUUGUUACUUGUGAGGCUGACAAGACAAUUAAAAUGUGGAAGGAAGAUGAGAAUGCCACACCAGAAACUCAUCCCGUUAAUUUUAAGCCACCUAAAGAUAUUCGAUGGUUCUAGUGGUCAUCCUACUUUUUUUCUUCGGUUGGUUAUAUUCAGUUCACGUUGAUAUGGAAAAUGUGUAGCAAAAUUAGAACUGUAAUGUGUGUACACAAUUUGCUUUAUUAAAUACACAGAACUUUCCGGGGAAUAUGUUUUUGUAAGCUUUGAUGUAACGUCAAGACCUGUAGGCAGAAAUUUGAAUAUAUUUGGUUUUUAUAGAAGUUUUCAUUGUACUAAAAUCUUUAGCUGUUGUUGUAGAGUGACUGGUGUUGCUCAAAACUAUUGAAACAUUAGCGACUUGUAGUUGUAAUUUCUCAAAUUAGUGCCAGUUUUCAUCA